AUGAGAAUAAGAGAUAGAAAAUUAGAAUAAUCAUUUCAUAAUUAAUCUGAUUUUAAGAUUUUAUAAUCUUAGCCAAGAUUUAACAAGAAUUUUUCAAUUCAUAAAAAAAAUAAUUUUGGUGAUACCGUAAUUCCAGAAUGGUUAAAAUCAAGAAAAGAUUUUUAAUAAAUUUGUUAUACAGAAUCUAUAAAUGAUUUAUUAUCUGUUCCUAAAAUAAUUUUGAAAUAACAACGAAAUACAAUUGAAGAUUAAAAAAUUAAAGAUUGGAUUUAAAAUAAAGUUAAUGGAUUACCUGAUGAAUUAUACAAAGAUAUAACCUAAAUAAUGUCAACUAGAGUAUUUACGUAUGAGGAAAUCUUUGAUGUGGAUCAUAAUAUAACAAUAUUAUACGAAGGUAAAGUUUUAAGGGUGAAUAAAGAUCUUGGAUUCCCUAUUAAUGGUUUACCUAUAAAAUUAGGUGACUUUUUGAGUGAUGAAUACUUAUAUAUGGUUAAAACAGAUGUUAUUAUUGUAGAAAUUCCUAAAAUUGAAUUAAUGUAACUUAUGGAUUGUUUCAAAAUUUAAAAAUUAGAAUAAUUUGUAUAACAAAUGAAAUAAUUCCCUGCUUUCAAAUCUAUCAAAAAAAAUAGUUUACGUAAAAUCAUUACAAGAGGUUAAUUGUAAUUGAUCAUAAAGAACUAUUCAAGAUUUUAAAGAGCUUCAAAUUAAGAAUAUUUAAAUAUUCUCUUUUAUGGCAAAUUAUAAUUAAAUUUAAGAAAACUUAUAAGUAAAAUGAAUAAAUGGCCUAUUUCUUAAAAUUAAUGGGAAACUAAAACCUAUUAUUAAUAUUAAGAUAGAAUUUUAGAAUUAGAAUCUCUUAAUUGUUUUGGACUUACUGAUGAUUAAUACACUAUCUCAACAAGGGAAAGUUGUGUGCUUUUAUAAAUAAGAAGAAAUAUUUUAGAAACAAGUAUUAAUUGAAAACAAUUAAAAUAGUUCUAACAACAGAAUAAAUUAAUGAUUUGAAAUAAUCAAUUGAUAUAUUUAAGUAAGAAUCUAAAAGUUAAUGGAGAGAACGAAUGAGAAGAAAGUUUGAUCAAGAAUUGAUUCAAUAGAGAACUAGAAUGGAAAAAGUUAUGAUUGCGUUACUAAAUAAUUGAUUAUAUAAUUUAAUGUCUUUUUAAAUAUAAAAUUAUAUUAUAGGUAUACAUUUUAUAAUUAUGAAUAAGAUGAGUUAUUAGCAAAUGGUAAAUAUGGAAAAAUUGUUAUUGCUAAACAUUAAUUAGUGAAUGAAAAAGUUGUUAUUAAAAUAUUGGAGAAGAAGAAUCUUAAAUUAAAUAGAGAUUUAUAAAAUCUCGAAAAUGAAAUUCAAAUACUUAGAUAAAUUAAGCACCCGAAUAUAAUUCAAUUAUAUGAAGUAAUAUUAAUUGAUUUAAUAUAGAUUUUGGAAUCUACAUAUAAUAUUUAUAUGGUAUUUGAAUUUGGAGAUGAUCUAAAACAUAAAUAUAACUCAUCCUAAAAGUAUCAUUAUAAUAAUUUAUUGAUUUUCAGAAAAUUAAUCAUUGAUAUAUUUGCAAUAAAUUGUUAGAGGAGUUUCUUAUUUACAUGAAAACAGUAUUGUUCAUUGUAAAUUAAGAUUAGACAAUAUUGUUUUAUAAAAUGGAAAACCUAAAAUAAUUGAUUUUAGUGAAGCAAUAAGGAUGGAUAAAUAAGUUGAUAAAGAUUAUUCUACAAUUAAAUUAUAAUAUUAAUCUCCAGAAAUGUUGAACUCUCUCUAAUAUGAAUUUGAUGGAUAAAAAUAUGAUAUAUGGUGUUUGGGAUUAAUACUAUAUUAAAUGUUAUAGGGUUAAAUGCCUUUUAAUAAUAUAACCAACAAUAAUGAUUUAAAAAAUAAAAUUAAAAAAUCGCAAUUUUAAAUUUAUUAUCCAAUUUCAAAGUAAGUUUGUUCAUUGUUAGAAUCAAUGCUUAAUGUUGAUCCGAAUAAAAGAAUUACAUUGAAAGACUUAAUUAAUUUUUUAGAUACUUAAAAUCUAAUUUUUGAAGAUGAAUAUUUGAAAGUUCCUGAUGAUAUUCCAAUGCAUUUAAUAAUUAAAGAAUUAGAAGAUAACUAAAUAGAAACAAUCAAUUUAUUUUAAUAAUUAGAGUAGAAUAAACAUUGUUCAUUAACAACUUGUUAUUAUUUAAUAAGAAAUAAAUUUUUAAAACGAGCCAAACUUAAUAGGAUUAAAGCUAAUUUAAUGAAUUUUGAAAAUAGUAAAUUAAACUAUACGACAAAUUUAAGAAAUAGUUUAUAAUUUACAAAAAAAAAAUCUAGAAUAUAUUAGAAUGGUUCUCGAGUACAUACUGAGAAUAAUAAUAAUAUUAGGGCUGAAAGUUCUACUUAACAUUCGUAUAAGUAAAGAUCUUUAAGCAAAAGUAAUAAUAAUAAUAAAACUCCAUUUAUGAAAUAAAUUUAAUAAACUUCAAAUUUAUCUCAAACUUAAAAUUCCUUCUUUCCUUCAUAGAAUGCGAGUAGUAUAAACUAAAAUUAGAAUUAUAUAAAUAAAGGAAAUAUUAACAAUUCAAAUAGUAGUAGCAAUAAAAAUAGUAAUUUUUAAUAAUUAGGAAUUAUAAGUGAUGGUUAUUAAAUUUAUUAGGAUAAAUUAUAACAAAGAUUAAAGAGUUUUUUGUAUUCUAAUAAUAAUUACAUAAUUUAAGUAACAAAUACAAAAAGAAGAUCAGUGUCAUAAAAAUAUUGA
Paramecium sonneborni is the source of this 2717-nucleotide messenger RNA. The record is from the annotation of a GenBank genome assembly. NCBI's taxonomy places the organism in Eukaryota, Ciliophora, Oligohymenophorea, Peniculida, Parameciidae.